CUCUUUCUCUCCACAGCGCCUUCAUUCUUCCCUCGGUCCUUUCUUUGGGCCUCCUUCUCCUCCUCCUCUUCUCCAAGCUACUACCUGACAACUGCCAACCUAUCCGUACAGAUACACUGCGUAUCCCUCUCCUCACGCGCUCACACAUUCACACUAUACCUAAGGUACUGUCUCUCUGCCAGACUUUGCGAGGUGAUCCAGGCUUGGACAGCAGACAUCCUCGAAUCUCUCUAGAGCCCAGUGUCCACUGCUACCACCCCGGCUCGCCUUCUUCUCUUUUUUUUCUGCCCCCUUCGUGCAACCUCCCCUUCUCCUCUGCCUUGAUUGGACUUGAGCUCCUUGUCAAUCUCUUCCCCCUGGUUCUGUAACCGUUCCUUUUUGAUCCCCUGCUGCUUGUGCUUGAUGCAUCCGAACUGCUUUCCACGCAAGAAUAACGAGAGACGAACACACCCCAGUCGGCUGCACUAGCCACCUCCACAUGUCUACUCCCUCCUAGACGACUGCUGGGGGGAAAGACAGUCAUCAUUUUACCUGCUAGGCCCGGCCUGGCAACCUCUUUGCCUUUCUUUACUUCAUAACUUCACCGGUCCCCGACCCUGUCCCAUUAGCUCGACCUCUUGUCUGGUUUCUGUGCUUCUGCACUUCAUCGUGAGCCUCUCAACUCAGCUCAGUUGCUUCCCGACAGCCCGGCCAGACAACUGCCAGGCCCUUCUGAAGCCACCUCGAUAUGACCUGAUCAACAACAGCUUUGCCCUCCAACCGGCGUACGCUAGCUAUUCGGCUUGCUGAAAACAGCUGAAUUUCAUUCACCCCACAUCUACCGGCGCCGCUCCGAACGUUCGACGACCAUAGAUUUCUUUUUACAAUCACCAACCCAAUCUUUUGGAUGAUGUCGAUGUCUGUAUACGAAUCAAUGAACGGACUUCCCCCUCCCGGUAUUCACCCUGUGGCCAUGUCCCGUCCUCAAGUCGGUAUUGAGCGCCUACCGACUCGGCGACUAAGCAAUGAGCCUCGGGAGUCUAUGAACUGCAAAUCAUGCCGCAAGCGCAAGAUCAAGUGCAACCGGCUACGCCCAUCCUGUGAGGCCUGUCAAGUUUUCCAGUGCCCUUGCGUAUACGAUGCCGUGCCCAAAAAGCGUGGGCCAAAGACGGAUGUGUUGGAAGCACUCUUGAAGAGGGUCGAUGGGUUAGAGGCCAAAUUAAAAGAGAAGAAUGCUGGAGAGCAGACCCCGACCACGCCGACUACCGCCGGAAUCAAGGAUGAAGAAACUUCACGAGCAGACGACAUUCCCGACGAUGACCCAAAUCCCAAGCGUAUAGCAUUGGACACCAAAGUAGACGCUGACGAGUCUGCCGUUUACUCGCCAGCCCCGGCAAGUGAGCCUUCGCCACCUACCGUCCAACCCGACGCGUUACUAGACACCUACUUCUCGCGGUUUCACUCCAAGCCCUAUCACAUCUUAGACGAAUCAUCUGUCCGGCAACGACUUCAGCUAAACCAAUUACCGAAUUACUUAGUUCACGGGAUCUACGCCGUUGCUGCAAGAUACACACCACACCCUAGUGGAUACCAGUCUGCUGUACAUCUGAGUGAAGACUUCGCUUCGCGUGCCAGAGCAGAGAUUGACACUGAUGAGCCUUCGGUUGACGCUCUGCAGGCUCUACUUCUGCUGGUCAUUGCCUUCACCGCAGCAGGGAAAGGCAAGAAGGCGUAUAUGCUGAUGACAAAUGCAGUUGGAAUGGCAAUGGCUCUCGAAACUCAUCGCGAGAUGGACAAUAAUGCACGCGUAACGCCAGUCGAGCGAGAAAUGAGGAGGAGACUUUUCUGGACAUGUUACCUACUCGACCGUUUCCUGGCUUGCGGCUCCAAGCGUCCAUCUCUCAUCGGCGACAAGACCAUCCUUCUCCGACUUCCGUGUUGGUCACCAAACCCUUCGGUACCCCCGAUCGACGGCGAAUUCUUUCAGUCUGGGUCCAAUCUACAGUUUCUUCAGGGAAGCGGGAAGAAGUCUCAAGGUAGCACGGGAAUGCUCAUCGACAUCAGCCGGAUUCUUGGUAUAACAAAUCGCUACCUGGCUGCUGGAGGUGUCAAGGGCGAUUCUCAUUUUCCGUGGCACUCACUUUCAAAUCUGUCAAAGAUUCGUCAAGAUUUGGACAUUUGGGCUUCCGGCACCGAGGACGUUUUCUCGAGCCUCGACACGCUGUUCGGUCAACCCGAUUCGACGAUUCUGGUUCUAAGCAAGCUCAUCUAUCACCUCAUCCACUGCCUCAUCUACAGGCCGUUUCUCCCCAUCGACCUCGCCGAGCUCGCAGGAACCGGUCAGCACCAAUCUUGGCAGAUUGAAGCAACAAACAUGUGUUUUUUGCACGCGAACGCAAUAUCUGAGCUGGUCGAACUUGGAAAGCAGACCGGCACAAUCGAAUGGCCGGCUUUCGUUGGCUAUUGCAUAUGCACCGCUGGCACAGUUCACAUUCACGGCGCUCAUUACAACAAGAAUGGCAAUGGUGACUCGACUGUGUUCAGCAUGUCAGCAGACUUUCUGUCCAGAGAGAUGCAGCAACUGAGCGAGCUCCGAUACGCUUGGGCAAGUGUCCAACAUCAGAGGGAAACACUGCAAGGAAUCUACAAUGCGCAUUCCGAACUUGUCAAAAGCCUUGCAAACAAUCCUAUGCGAUAUUCUCCGGCAUUCCAUCUCGAGGACUUUUUCGAUCGCUACUCGAACAUUGGCGGGCCCGGCGGCCAGACCUUCAACUUUGACGCGGCAAAUCUGAGCCUUUCUGAUGUGAUUGUCGACUUCACCACAGACACCUACACGGGUCACGAUCUUUACGCGCCUCGUGCCAACAGCAUAAACGAGCCUGAGCGACCGAGCCUCAAGCGCAAGAAUACAGCCCCAUCUGGCCGGAAGCGUCCAGAUGCCAAAGUCCUCUCGCCGCUCAGCACGAGUCAUAUGGCGCGCCCUCAUGGCCUACCAACACCUUCUCAUGUCCGCCACUCCUUUUCACACCCAACCCCUACCAUGGCAUCUCAUCCGUCACCGGGAAUGCUGGCGACACCCACAUCUCUGCCUCCACAUCCCGAGACCAUGGAGCACCCUCCAAUGUCUGCCUCACACGGACAAUACGACGAAACCGCGGCCAACAACGCGGCGGUGGCGGCAGCGGCGGCGGCAGGCUUUUCUCUUGGACCUCAGAGCCACCAGCAAGCCAACAUGCCGGCGCUCUCUUCAAACUCCUUCUCUCCACAGUUCAGCUUUGCCACACCGGGGGCAAGUGGAAACACUGAGGUAGGGGCCAACUACAACGAUCCCAUGUUCGGUGGGCUGCCUACAAAUGCAUUUGGUAGUCCAGCCGCGUGGCAUGGGGAUGAAGGUGGAAACAAGGUAACCGGUGUCGCCGCGCCCAGUCCUGGAAACAAGAGCAACAACGGAAGCACUGGCACCGGCCCAGGUGAGGAGAAGGAUCCAUUCUUGAGCCUCCUGGAGCAACUCGCGGAGAACGAGCACCAAUUCGCUCGGGGCCCAGGCAGUGAGCUUGACUUCUUUUUCGGUGGUACUGGAGCGUCGCAGUAGGAAUUUGUACGAUUCAAUGGUUUCAUGUGGUUCCGGCUUCUCAGUCAACGGCCGCGGUCAUUCGUCCCGCACUACGACACCUCUUUGUUUGAAGGCGAAAUUUCCUUUUGGAUAUUGGGGUCAACACUUAGGGGCAAAGGUCAUCAUUUUAGAGAUUUGGAAACAAAAAACAAAAGGCUCAUGAGGAUGGAAACGGUACUUCUGGGGGAGCUUGAUGAAGGAAUGACCUAGCAUGCGUGGGAGUUUGGAUUAGUUGUUUACUCGGGGGACGUGUAAGAUGAAUAAUAG
Colletotrichum scovillei is the source of this 3859-nucleotide messenger RNA. Its product is annotated as fungal specific transcription factor domain-containing protein. The record is from RefSeq and is a predicted model, not a curated record. Gene Ontology annotation, cellular component: nucleus. Lineage: Eukaryota; Fungi; Ascomycota; Sordariomycetes; Glomerellales; Glomerellaceae. Gene Ontology annotation, molecular function: DNA-binding transcription factor activity, RNA polymerase II-specific; DNA binding; zinc ion binding. The transcript has 6 exons. Gene Ontology annotation, biological process: regulation of DNA-templated transcription; DNA-templated transcription. The coding region runs from base 887 to 3571 and encodes 894 amino acids.